AUGGAAGCCGAUUCAGAACAACAGUUGGCAGAAACAGCUGUGCGUUGGCAUUGGAGCUUGCCGGAGGAAGAAUGUCUAGCUCGGCUCGUCAAUAAACACAAGAAAAAAGCUGAAGACGGUGAAACUCAUACAGGCAAUCUCUUUGACGGGGUAGCCAUCGAACUCAAUGGACUAGGAUUUGGCAUAGAAAGAACUAGUGGUGCAUGUGCCAGUAAAUGGCGUCGAAUGAGCGAUAAUCAAUCAAAGCUGCGUGGCAACACAUUGUCAAAUGGCUCGAAUUGGGAUUAUGACUUUGAUGACACUGGAGACUUUAUCACAGAUGAAGAUGAAGUUGACAAAGGUUCCAAUAGCAUGAUUGAUAAAAACCAGAAGAUAAGUAGACCUAUAUGGAGCGAAGAAGAAUCGAGAACCCUCUACGAGAAUAUCAAAACUCUUCUGGAAUUGAGCAAUCAAGAGAGGUCAUCAAAGUUUACUAAUACAAAGCAACUUUUCAAUCAUGUAACCGCACUGCACAGAGUCAAAGGUUAUUUUAGAUCUUCAGAUGCUUGUCAUCACUAUUGGAAUACCACAGGUCGCGAGUUGUGGGACUAUGAUGAGCGAAUUGUUGGAGAUUUCAAGACGAAUGAUGCACGCGAUGCAAAGGACAUAAACUCUUCCUUCAAGACCAAUGAAAGAGCAGUUGAGGACGUCAAGAAGUCAAAAAGAUUUACACCUAGUCAGAUAAGUGAACUGAGUCAAUUAGCUAAAGAAACACUCAAUCCAUCCACGGAGCAAAAGGAGAAAGUUGCGAAGGAUCAUGGCAUCAGUAUUUUCCAAGUUUCGACCUAUUUCGCAAAUAAGAGAUCCACCCAAAAGAAGGAAAUGGCAAAAAACGCGUUAGACCACGAAAGUUCCAAACGGAAGCAAUCUGGAAGACUGGAAGCAGAGUUCGCUGAUGGUGACGAGUCGACUGUUGCUCGAGCAGAUAAUGUUUUGAGGGACACAAAGAAACCCAGACUGUCAAGUUCCUCUCACAUAGCAUUUAAUAAUGAUGGGAAGAGUGCUAAGCUACCAUCAUCUAUCGAACAAGAUUAUAUUCGAAAGCAUUCUGCCUCACCACCACUUCCAAACCCCACGAGACUGUACCCACCCGACAAAGACUUUAUUGGAUCGAAUGCCCCUAUCGAAAUCAACAGUUCACCUAUGCGCCCCACAAGCACCAUGAAAGAUGCACCGAAUUCAGAUGACGAGGCUGGAUUCAAAGAGAUGCAAGAAAUGGUGCUCGUUCAGCGUCGCAGAAUCGAGGAAAGAAUUGCAGCAUCGAUCGAUAGACGAAAGCAACUGGAAUUGGAAACAAUUAGACAUCAAACCAGGGCGGAUAUGGAGCGAGAGGCGGCGGAAGGAACCCAGAAAAAAGUUGACGAGGAAUUCAAGGUCGAGGCUCGAUUGAGGACUAGACUCAAUCAAAUCGGAAGCUUGUAG
Botrytis deweyae is the source of this 1461-nucleotide messenger RNA. RefSeq lists its product as uncharacterized. The record is from RefSeq and is a predicted model, not a curated record. The transcript has 4 exons. Gene Ontology annotation, molecular function: DNA binding. Bases 1 to 1461 code for a protein of 486 amino acids. NCBI's taxonomy places the organism in Eukaryota, Fungi, Ascomycota, Leotiomycetes, Helotiales, Sclerotiniaceae.